AUAUUUCAUAUACAGAGUUGCACUCGCAGUGAUGACGGUGCUCUUAGUUCUGUCUCUCUUAUUCUUCUCAUUCUUAAUGGGUUGUUCUGAUGGUCAGCUUGAGGUAGGGUUCUACUCCAACACUUGUCCUCAGGUAGAUUCCGUUGUCCGUGACGUUGUUAGAGAAGCUGCUCUCUCUGAUACCAACAUGGCUGCUGUCUUGCUCAGACUUCAUUUUCAUGACUGCUUUGUUGAGGGUUGUGAUGGUUCAAUUCUGAUUGAGAAUGGUCCAGAAUCAGAGAGACACGCAUUUGGACAUCAAGGGGUUAGAGGGUUUGAUGUGAUAGAAAAAGCCAAGGCAGAAUUGGAAGGAUCUUGUCCUGGUGUGGUUUCUUGUGCAGACAUAGUGGCAUUGGCAGCUAGAGAGGCUAUUGUUUUGGCGAAUGGACCAACAUAUGAAGUUCCAACAGGGAGGAGAGAUGGGUUGGUUUCAAAUGUUUCUCUUGCAGAUGACAUGCCAGAUGUUAGUGAUUCAAUUGAGCUACUCAAGACCAAGUUUCUGAACAAGGGUCUCACAGUGAAAGACCUUGUUCUUCUCAGUGGUGCACAUACAAUUGGAACCACAGCAUGCUUCUUUAUGACUAAAAGACUGUACAACUUUUUUCCAAGUGGUGGAGGAUCAGACCCAUCAAUCAGUCCAAAUUUUCUCCCACAGUUGCAAGCAAAGUGCCCUCAGAAUGGAGAUGUUAAUGUUAGGCUAGCCAUUGACGAGGGCAGUGAGCAGAAUUUUGACGUACACAUUCUGAAGAACAUAAAGGAAGGUUUUGCUGUGUUAGAAUCUGAUGCCAGACUCAAUGAUGACAUAGCCACAAAGAAUGUCAUUGACUCUUACUUUUCUCCCUUGGGUCCAAUGUUUGAGCCUUCUUUUGAAGCUGAUUUUGUUGAUUCAUUCGUGAGGAUGGGCCAAAUUGGUGUCAAGACAGGAUUCCUUGGAGAAAUCAGGACAGUGUGUUCACAAUUCAAUUGAAGUAAAUAAGCAACCAAUAAUGAAGUGAUUUAUGGCUUCUGGUUUUGUUAUUUUUUAGGUGGAAAGCUUCCUCUGCUUUAUAUUCUAAAUUCAUACGUUCUUAUUGUUUGUGUUUUCAACUUCUCAAUGGGCACUUCAUUUGUGUAAAGGAUCACACCUCUAGCUUGUUUGGUUUGGGUAAAUUUGUGUAAAUGUUAACUGAGGUUUAAGGUUGUUUUUUAGUUAAUGUGGGUUGAUGGAGUCCGUGGAUUCAA
This is a messenger RNA of Vigna angularis (adzuki bean), 1260 nucleotides long. Its product is annotated as peroxidase 43. The record is from RefSeq and is a predicted model, not a curated record. The coding region runs from base 32 to 1006 and encodes 324 amino acids. Gene Ontology annotation, cellular component: plasmodesma; plant-type cell wall. Gene Ontology annotation, biological process: response to oxidative stress; hydrogen peroxide catabolic process. NCBI's taxonomy places the organism in Eukaryota, Viridiplantae, Streptophyta, Magnoliopsida, Fabales, Fabaceae. The transcript is spliced from 4 exons. Gene Ontology annotation, molecular function: peroxidase activity; heme binding.